AUGUGGCAGGGGCUGCAGUCCAUUACAGAUUACAAAGGAAGACCCAACUGUGAUCUGCCCAACGAUUCCUCUCUACCAGAUGAACUCAAUGCAUUUUAUGCACGCUUUGACAACAACAACAUUGUGCUGGGUGUGAAGGCCAUCAUUGACCCAGAGGAUUGGGUGAUCUUGCUCUCCGAGGGCGAUGUGAGAAAGGUCUUUAAUCAGGUCAACACCCGCAAGGCUGCGGGCCUGAUGUAUGAGUUUUGUGUUUUCAAGGCCAAGAACAUCAAGAAGAAAAAAGUGAGCAUCAUCGUGUCUGUGGACGGAGUCAAGGUAGUCCUCCGGAAGAAACAGAAGAGGAAAGAGUGGACCUGGGACGAGAGCAAGAUGCUGAUCAUGUCUGACCCCAUAUACAGGAUUUUCUACGUGUCCCAUGACUCCCAGGACCUGAAGAUCUUCAGCUACAUCGCCAGAGAUGGCUCCAACAACUCCUUCAGGUGUAACGUCUUCAAAUCCAAGAAGAAGACCCAGGCCAUGCGUAUAGUGCGUACGGUGGGCCAGGCAUUUGAGGUGUGUCAUAAGCUUAGUCUGCAGCACGCCCAUCAGGGUAUAGAUGGACAGGCAGACGGAGAGAGUGACAAGUCCACAGAGGACAGCCCCGCUGAGGGUCAUCAGUUGACAGGGGCGGAGGUGGAGGAGGGGUGUGGAGAGGAAGGGGAGCCCCAGGCACAGUCCCAGUCUGUGUGUGAGCAGACGGUCACCGAGAUCCUCCAGAGUUUGGCCCAACUUAACGUGAUCCAGCCUGGACACACCAUCAUGGACUAUGAGAGCCGCUCCAGCUACAUGGUGUCUCCGAAUGGCGUGGUUUCUCCCAGCAGCCCUUGCUCUCCGCUUCUGACCCCGCUGGCGGCGCAUCACUACCUCCAGCUCCUCCAACAGCAGAUCCAGCAGCAGCAGCAACACACACAGGUGGCCGUCGCACAGGUGCAGCUCCUGAAGGAUCAGAUGUCAGUGGAAACCGCAGCUCGUGUAGAGGCUCAGGCUCGUGUCCACCAGCUGCUACUACAGAACAGAGACCUGCUCCAGCACCUGUCCCUGCUGGUCACACAGCUCAAACACCUGGAGAGCAAGGCACCGGGACCGGGGGAGAGACACACAGCUGGACUGGGACUGGGGGAGAGACAGGGUCACAAUGAUCAGGAGUCGUCAUGGACGACCGGGUCUCUGUCACUCAACCUGAAAAACCAUUACAGCUUGAGCAGCACGGACCAGCCCAUCACCUCCACCCCUGCAGGGCCACUCCAAAACCCCCCCCUCACCGCUUCCCAGGUGGAUGGUGCCGAGUCCUACCUCAACCUCCUCAACCUGGAGAAUGGGACCAAACCACUGGGCUCUCAAAACGGGGGGGAGACGGAGACAGACACACUCAUCAGAAGAAUAUCCAAUGGGAAGCCAGGGCAGAAAGACAGCUCGGAAGUGUCGUCAAAUGAGAUUGUGCGGUUCGAAACAAGGAAUUUGACAGCCCUGGAUGAAAGGUUUAAACAGAUCAUCCCUAAAUUGGACCCGCCUCCCCCGUCCUUCAACCGUAAGCGAGCCAGCCGAACUGUCUCUCCGGGGUUGGAGUUCAACCCGCUGACCAUGCCCCUGACCACACAAGUAGAUGGGAAUGGUGGCGUUCCGAGCCGGAGCGAGAGCCUGUCCUUCCCAGACAUCACGCCCUGCUCCCUCUCUUCCGGACUCUCAGGAGACUUCCACCAGCUCAGCAACGGAGGCGGCGAGAGCGGCUCGUGCGGCUCAGCUAGCGAGGAUUCCGGCGUCCGCUCCGAGACUAAAUCGCAUCUCUCGCCUCUCCACGACGAAGAGGACCCGUUUGGGGACAGGGGGGCGUUCCUGACUGCCUCUAGCGGCUGUGGCAGCCCCCUAGAAGACGUGAAGGGGGAAACUGCACCCCUGUCAUGCGUCACCACCACCCCAGGCACACACGCAGACAGCUACGAGCACACGCUCCCCUUCUCCUCCCCCAUCAAUGACACCUGUCUACACAUCAGCUUCUCAGAGGAUGAGUUGCUGGACAGCAGCCCUGAGGACUCCAGUCUCCCACAACGGAGCUAGGAAGACGGGCUGGGAGAGCUACUACAGGCCGUGACUUCAUUAGAGGCCUCUGGGGCUGGGGGCUCCUAGCUGACUGACACUGAUGCUGCAACAGACACCAAACAAUAAAAUGACUGACACAGACUGUUAUCAGAGCUUCUAACGCACUCUGAAAUGCAAUAGUGUUUUGUAGGCCUCAUUCGGUCCAUAUUCCUAAAAUGUUGAGUGAGCUGGAUUUCAAGACUAGUUUUUCUGUCCUUUCACAACACACAGCUGGACAGAAUUGUGCAUGACCUGAACAUAUUUCAACACACAGAAAAGGAACAUAAAAUGAUCGAUUAUUCUAUAAAUUAUUGCCAUAUGGACAGAUCCUAGUAUUUUUAUAGAGAAUAAUGAUUUUAUUUGUUAUUAGUAAAUAAGUAGAGAAUUGAGAAUAAUCAUGUAGCAGAAUUCUUUCACUGUUAAUUAAGCUAGAUUAAUUAGGCUACAUUAAUUACAUUGACUUAAAUGUAAAUGUAAUUAAUGUAGCCUAUAGUGUCAGUGACAAGUUAGUAGUCAAGAUGCUUUAAAUGUAUUUCAUUACAUACUCUCAACUCAUUUACAGGGUGUUCAACACCAAGCGUUACGGAAGUCAAAGUGACAUACUGUAGGAAUGUUGUGGGAACGUUGUGGGAAUGUUGUGGGAACGUUGUGAGAACAUUGGAUGUGAAGUGCUGUGGCGUUGAGAACAGCUGCCCUCUCUCAGACAUCAGACUAUGAAGAGUUAUGAAGAGUUAUGAAGAAAGGAACAGGGAAGUGAUAGAAAAGGAACAGCGAAUGGAAGAGAAGUGGUGAUGGAACUGUGUUUGUGUGUUUGGUCACUCACACUCAUACUCACAGUGUGGUAGUUUGAUGAUGUGUGUUUGGUCACUCACACUCAUACUCACAGUGUGGUAGUUUGAUGAUGUGUGUUUGGUCACUCACACUCAUACUCACAGUGUGGUAGUUUGAUGAUGUGUGUUUGGUCACUCACACUCAUACUCACAGUGUGGUAGUUUGAUGAUGUGUGUUUGGUCACUCACACUCAUACUCACAGUGUGGUAGUUUGAUGAUGUGUGUUUGGUCACUCACACUCAUACUGAAUGUUGGUUUUAGGGCUAGAAGAGGCAACGCGAUUGGCUGAAUGUUGGUUUUAGGGCUAGAAGAGGCAACGCGAUUGGCUGAAUGUUGGUUUUAGGGCUAGAAGAGGCAACGUGAUUAGCUGAAUGUUGGUUUUAGGGCUAGAAGAGGCAACGUGAUUGGCUGAAUGUUGGUUUUAGGGCUAGAAGAGGCAACGUGAUUGGCUGAAUGUUGGUUUUAGGGCUAGAAAAGCCAACGUGAUUGGCUGAAUGUUGGUUUUAGGGCUAGAAGAGGCAACGUGAUUGGCUGAAUGUUGGUUUUAGGGCUAGAAGAGGCAACGUGAUUGGCUGAAUGUUGGUUUUAGGGCUAGUAAACAGCUCUGAUCUGAAAAGCUGUCAAAUGGCCUGAUCAGCAGUGAAACCUAACGUAUGGUUCCAAGUGGAAUGUGUUAUUAGAUGAAUGGUGAGGCAUGAAAGGUUUAAUAGCCCCUUUUAAUGGCAAAAUGUUUUCAGGGAUUUUUAGCUUUGAUCAGAAGACCUACAGAGUGGAACGAUAAUUGGGAAUCAGCGAGAGGCCUCAGGAGAAAAGAGAAACUCACUGAUGAAUUAGAUCUCUCUCUCUCUAUUUAUUUCUCUAUCUCUCUGCAGUUCUGAAUGACAGGGUAUUUUUGCUAAGCCUGAGAGUUUGGAUCUCAGUUUAAAUGAAGGAGAUGGUGACAUUACUGCUGAGUGUUUGUUCAUUUGGGGAAUGGGAGGAAGCGAGAGAUAGGAAAAAGUGUCAUAACAGGUUAAUAACAGGUUAGUUCAGUAAUUGUCUGUAAACAUGGUCUCAUGGUGAGAAACAUGGCGAUUGUCUCAUCUCCAUACUUACACAGGCUUUCUGUAUGACAACUACAACAAUAACAGAUAUAUUUAUAUGCAUGACUAGGGCUUUAUUUCUGGUCAGGUCACAUGGUCAAGAACAACUCCUGGCCUUAUGAGAGUGAGAUAAUGAGAUUGAGUUAAACUGACGACUUAAAAUGAAUUGAACAAUAGUACCUACUCUAAAUGUAGGCUUAUUCUGGAUGGCAGGUUGAGGUGAUGACGAGGUGGUUAAGGAGAGAUAUGAUUGGACGGCAGUACAGGUGUCGACUGGUGAUUGGCAGGAAGGAAUCGGAGGAGCUGAAGAGAGGGCGGCUUUUCUUUCCAACACUUUGAAGGAGAGAAAAACACAGCAAUAAUAAAGGAAUGAAUGAAUAAAAGACGAGUUGAACAAUUGGCUGUAUUCACCUGUUGUUUCUCUUGAAGGAUUCUAGUUCCUCAUUCAAAAUAGGGUUUGUUUGGUCUCUUAGAUUCUCA
Messenger RNA from Oncorhynchus gorbuscha (pink salmon), 4508 nucleotides. Its product is annotated as capon-like protein. The coding region runs from base 1 to 2094 and encodes 697 amino acids. The record is from RefSeq and is a predicted model, not a curated record. NCBI's taxonomy places the organism in Eukaryota, Metazoa, Chordata, Actinopteri, Salmoniformes, Salmonidae. The transcript has 10 exons. Gene Ontology annotation, molecular function: nitric-oxide synthase binding.